AGCCCCGCCGCGGCACCGGCGCUAGACCGGUCGUGGCCACGGCGUGACCUGACCGUGACCUGGUCGUGAUCUGAUUGCGAUCUGACCGUGACCAGGCCGUGAACUGACCCCGACUUGGAUCUGGCCGACUGUGACCUGACUGAGACCUGACUGACAUACCUGCAACUUGAUCGCGACCUGACCGUGACCUGACGGUGACCUGAAAGCGACCUGACCGUGACCUGACCGUGCUGAGCGUGACGUUGGUGACGCGUAGGGCGUCAUGAUCUAAGUGAGCACCAGCCGAGCCAUGUGUGCGUGGGCGGGCAGCAGCGGUGCUGCACUGGUGCUGAUGCUGCUGGCCACAGCUGUCGGCAUCACCUUGGCAGAGCUGCAAACCCACAGCAGUCUUCAGCCCAGCUUUAUAUCAAAGCCGGCCUCCUUCGAGGUCAGGGAGUUGGAGUCCAUCGUUCUUCCUUGCGACAUAAGGAACCGAGGUCCAUACAUAGUGGUGUGGAAGAAGGACCGGCGGGUGAUCAGCGCGCGCGAGGCGAUUGUGGCGCGAGACACGCGCUACAGCCUGGUGGAGGGCUACAACCUGAGGAUAGCCGGCGUCCGGCCCAGCGACCAGUCGUCCUACACGUGCUCCAUCGACACCGAGCCGCUGACCGAGCUCACACACCAGCUGGUGGUGCUCUACGGGCCGGUGGUGACAACAGGGCCCUCCAGCGGGGUGCUGGUGCUGGAGCGAGGCAAGGAGGCGCACUUUGAGUGCUCAGCGGUCGGCAAUCCAGAGCCCUCUAUGUUCUGGCGAAAACAGGCCGGCCUGCUACCGUCAGGAGAAGCACAGCACAAGGGCAGCCGGUACACAGUUGCCGAGGUCACCCGACAGAUGGCAGGAGUGUACGAGUGUGUCGCUGAAAACGGCCUCGGCAAGCCCGGCGUGGGCACGGUCAGCCUCCAGGUCCAAUACUCGCCGGAAGUGGAGGUCGAGAACAGCGUUGUUCACGCCGGGGAGGGGUUUGAGGCCCAGCUCGUGUGCUUUGUGUACGCGGAUCCACCGGCCGAGGUCCGCUGGGUCAAGGAGAAUGGCUCUCUUCAUCCAUCGCGCCAUGUCCCCUCAGAGGAAGUGCUCGUAGGAACGAGGCACGUGCUCACAAUUCGGCCUGUUCACACCGUCGAUUUUGGCACGUACUCGUGCCAGGCGUUCAACCAUCUUGGCAAUGCAAGCGGCCGGAUGGCACUUUCAGGUGCACCAGCGCGUGCUCGGGUGACCAGCAGCCCGAUCGGUACAGCGCCAGAUUCGUACCAGCUGGCCUGGGAGGUGCGCAGCUAUUCUGCCGUACUGGAGUACAAGGUCGCCUACGGACAGGGGAAGAACCUGAGCGCGGGCGGGACGUCGCCCAGCUGGCGGGAGGUGCUGGUGCCGCCCACCGGCAGCGAGGUGGUCGGCGACUCUCUGCACCGUCAGCAGAUCCCGCUGACCAAACUGCGGCCGGCCACCACCUACGACCUGCACGUGCGGGCCCGCAACCGACACGGCUGGGGCGCCGUCUCCGAGAUGUUCCACUUCUCCACACUCGCCAGGGGAGAAGCCCUGGAGUCCAGAAGCUACAACAACGGCUCUGAGCUCCGGUGUUUGCCUCAUGUGUUAUCUCUUGUCUGCGCUGCUUUCGUCAUAAUCGCUCUUAUCACAGACGAAGACAACACCUGAGAUCCAGUCUCCCCGUCGUCCAAGUCGGCGAGAGCACUUCACUGGCACGGGCGGUGGGGCAUCGCCGGCUCUGGUCGGCGGGGACCGACAUCGACCCAAGCUGUGCGUCCGCCCAGCCAGGCUGGCGCCAGGCGACUCCAGGGCGGGGACGUGAUCACGUGACGUCACCGCACCGCAGACGACGUGGCGAGCGCGCAGGCAGCAAGGAAGGCGGGCUUCCGCGACAAAGAGCGCCGGUCACUGUGAUGUGGCCGGCGCGGUCAGCCGUCUCCGACCGCCGCCCGCGCUGCCGGUCUCGGCCGCCGGACCAGCGCCGCCUCGCCGACGGUGCGUCCCCGACUGUGAUGAGAGCCGGCCUGCCGCCGCGGCGCGCUCUCCGUCGGUGGUGGAGUCGGCCCCGUCGCCGCGGGGCGUGGGGACCUACACACCCUCCAUGGCGGGCGUGGUCGGCCCGUCAGGUGCUGGAGCUGGCCGCGUCAGGUUGACGUGCGCUGUUCCGUCAGUCACACGGUCUGGGCCGCUCUUCGGCCCCCGCUAUGCACUUCGUCGUCUGUGAUUCCGCCCGCGCAAACCCGCCUGGUGCACG
Molecule: messenger RNA, 2279 nt
Organism: Pollicipes pollicipes
Lineage: Eukaryota; Metazoa; Arthropoda; Thecostraca; Pollicipedomorpha; Pollicipedidae
Product: lachesin
Exons: 11
Coding region: 290-1693 (467 amino acids)
Cellular component (GO): neuron projection
Molecular function (GO): protein binding
Source: RefSeq, a predicted model, not a curated record